Messenger RNA from Kickxella alabastrina, 243 nucleotides. RefSeq lists its product as uncharacterized. The transcript is spliced from 2 exons. Lineage: Eukaryota; Fungi; Kickxellomycota; Kickxellomycetes; Kickxellales; Kickxellaceae. Gene Ontology annotation, cellular component: endoplasmic reticulum membrane. The record is from RefSeq and is a predicted model, not a curated record. The coding region runs from base 1 to 243 and encodes 80 amino acids. Gene Ontology annotation, biological process: negative regulation of ceramide biosynthetic process; intracellular sphingolipid homeostasis; ceramide metabolic process.
AUGUUCCACGGAAUUAUAGGCACUCCGUUUGAAGUAAACCAGGGCGCCUACGACAAUCUCACGCUGUGGGAGCAGAUGGAUAAUGGCGAACAAUUUCUGCUGAGCACGCACUACUCCAACUACGACGUGGCAACGUUCAUCAUCAACUUUACGGCCGUUUUGAUUCUCAUGAUUGCAAAGCUCCCGGCAUUCCACCGGGUCCGGUUCUUUGGAAUCAACAUGGGCCAGAACGACUACCACUGA